Molecule: messenger RNA, 803 nt
Organism: Verticillium dahliae VdLs.17
Lineage: Eukaryota; Fungi; Ascomycota; Sordariomycetes; Glomerellales; Plectosphaerellaceae
Exons: 2
Coding region: 73-381 (102 amino acids)
Source: RefSeq, a predicted model, not a curated record
AAUAUCGUCGAUAUAUAAGCAUUCAGGGUAGGGCAAUUCAUCAUCACAUUGCGUCCAGGUGAGGCGACGACAAUGGCGGGGCUUCGGUGGAAAGAGGCCGUAAAGGGGGCUACCGAAGUCUUGUUCAAGGAAGAGCCGAGGACCUUAGCCGAUGGUGAUCCUUGGCCAACCUGCGAACAGCUACACCCACUACAUCACGACCCAGGAGGAAUACAGCAUACAAAGGUACGAGGGGGCCUCGACUUUCUAUGGUCCGCACACGCUGGCAGCCUACAGAGAUUGCACCAUCCAUUUCCUCCCUUACCUCUCAGCGAACCAUUAUACCCAAUGCGUAUGCAGGAGACCGGCCCUCUUCACCCGAACAAUAAAAAGACUUUCUGAACCCCAUAUCGGACGUUGUACUCGAUGCGGCGCCCAGCUUUCGCCGUUUUGGGGACGUCAAAAUUGACCUCCGGACCUCGUACUUACGUUGGGGCCACAGUCAAUGCGACGCUCGUGGGCGCCAACCUGCGGAACGAUCUGCAACUGGAGCGCACUUAUGCCGCCGUCGAGAGACUCAAUGGCAAGAACGAGGGCGAGCUGCCGUCGGAAGAUGAGUGAAAAGCCGUUUAGAGGCGAUAGUGACUGGAGCCUCAUCUUUGGCUUGCAUAGAACGGGUACAUCUUCUUUGCCGAACCUUGAGGCGAUUUCAUGUUUGGACUAGAGCGCUGGGUAUUAAACUUGUCUUUGGACUCGUUUUAUCGAUUGUGGAAAGCUAUCUGACCAGUAGAAUUUCGGGGGUUGGGGGAACAAUAUCUUCGAUC